Messenger RNA from Vigna umbellata (rice bean), 1358 nucleotides. NCBI's taxonomy places the organism in Eukaryota, Viridiplantae, Streptophyta, Magnoliopsida, Fabales, Fabaceae. The record is from RefSeq and is a predicted model, not a curated record.
UGAAAAAACCUUAGCCUCUCCCCACAAUGCCAGCCUCACUGGCCACACCGUCGCCGGCGACUACUGCCAGCGUCGUACCACAUCGUCGCUCGAGAUCGCUGCUCGCGCCGCGCCGUUCUUCCAUCGCUGUUUGGUUGGAUCACCACCGCGUCGCUUCACUUCCUUCACGGCCACCGUCAUCCGUUCUGUUCAGGUCGAGCACCACCGCACCGCUUCACUCAACCACCACACUUGUUCUGUUCGGUUCAAGGUCACCGUGCUGUGUUUGUCUUCGUUCGCGACCACCGUGCCCUAUUCUCUCUGGCGCAACGCCUCUGGCACGAUCCCCUAUAUCUGGCGCGAUUCAAGUGUCCCUCUAUUCGCUACUUUACCAAGGACAGGCGCCGACGCUCCGAACCAGUUGCUUUGGCAGAAGCCAAAGCUACCAGCAAUGGGAUUCGCUCACAUCGAAAUUCUCGGCCGCCGCCAAUAUUCCGUUUCUGUUACUGCAAAUGCCGCAAAUCAUACUCAAUGCUCGAAACCUUUUAUCCGGAAACAAAACCGCUCUCUCUGCUAUCCCCUGGCUGGGAAUGUUAACUAGUCUGCUUGGGAAUCUGUCUCUACUUUCAUACUUUGCCAAGAAAAGAGAAAAGGAGGCGGUUGUAGUUCAGACAUUGGGUGUGGUUUCAACAUAUGUUGUCCUUGUUCAGCUGGCACUGGCUGAAGCCAUGCCUUUGCCUUACUUUUUGGCUACUUCAGUUGUUGUGAUGUCUGGUCUUGUUCUGAAUUUCUUGAAUUACUUUGGUUUACUAAAUGAUGGACUCUGGCGCUUUUGGGAAGAUUUCAUUACAAUUGGGGGUCUUUCAGUGCUUCCACAAAUAAUGUGGUCUACAUUUGUUCCCUAUUUACCUAACAGCAUCUUACCUGGGGCAACUGCCUUUGUGAUUGCUAUCUUGGCUGUUACAUUGGCCAGAACUGGAAAACUUUCUGAGAAAGGUGUUAAAUUCGUUGGAGGAAUAUCUGGAUGGACAGCUACACUACUCUUCAUGUGGAUGCCAGUUUCUCAAUUGUGGACAAAUUAUCUCAAUCCCGAGAACAUGAAAGGCUUGUCAGCUUUUUCGAUGUUGCUUGCCAUGCUUGGAAAUGGGCUUAUGCUUCCACGUGCUCUCUUGAUUCGUGAUUUCAUGUGGUAAUUAUCUUUCUUUGGUUGAUUCUUAUACUUUAUUAAUCACAGAUUAUGGCAAUGCCAUAUUUGCUUCUGAGACAUGGUAUCCAAAAGCGGUGCUAUGGUCUAACCCUUCACUCAAGCAAAUCCUUCACAUCACCCAAAUGUUACUGUCUUUUAUAACCUGAAAGGAAAUUGCCCAAUAAAUGUUUGU